Fusarium sp. VM40 is the source of this 1404-nucleotide messenger RNA. Lineage: Eukaryota; Fungi; Ascomycota; Sordariomycetes; Hypocreales; Nectriaceae. The record is from the annotation of a GenBank genome assembly.
AUGGCCGUCACUACAUCCGAUCUAUUCGUUAAGCUGAAGGGCCAUCUAGGUCACACAAAGGCGAAGCUUUACCAGCCCGAUGCACCGAACUAUAAACAGGUGGAGCAGUGUUUCAUUGACAAGCCAGUUGAAACCCUUGGGGUAGUCAAGCCGCAAGACGCCGAUGAAGUCGCUUCGGUUUUUCAAUUUUGUCUUGAGAAUCAUGUCGAGUUUAGUGUUCGAUCAGGAGGUCAUGAUUGUGCCUCCCGCACGCUCGUUGACGGGGCUCUUGUCAUUGACAUGAGAGACAUCAACUAUGUUGCCAUUUCUGAUGAUAAGCAAAGCGCAAGAGUCGGUGGUGGCAUACUCAUAGGACAGCUGGCUAAGACUUUGGGCGAGGACGGUUUGGCUACACCAGUUGGAACUAUCGCCUCUGUUGGAUAUGUCGGAUGGAGCACCCUCGGCGGCUAUGGGCCUUUAACAUCUCACUACGGCCUCGGAGUUGAUCAGAUUCUCGGUGCCAAGAUCGUCAAUGCCAGUGGGGAAGUCCAGACUGCCGAUGAAGAAAUCCUUGUCGGUAUCAGAGGCGGCGGCGGAUCACUCGGUAUCAUCACCGAACUCACUAUCAAGGUUUAUCCAGUUCCAAAGAUCCUUUCCUCGACAAUUAUCUAUGAAUCAAGUGAUUUGGAAAAGGCCUUGACUUCAUACACACAGCAUUACGAAAAGCUACUAGCAGCCGAUGAGCUCCCAGUUUGUCUCCAGCUUCAACCAAUGGUUAUGCAAAUGCCCGGCCAAGGAGUGGUCUUCGGGGUCAUCGCCAACUGGCAUGGAGAGGAUAAAGAGGAGGGACGUGCCUGGAUCAAGAACUUUGUUGAAGCAGGAACUUGUGUCAUGGAAAUGACCCAGGAGAUAACCCUUGGUGAAAUCCUCGAGAAUAACGAGAAGAUGGUUACUUGGCCCUCAUAUGGUCGGGUUUUCACACUCAACGUCAAGGAACUAACAGCCAAGACAAUUUCGGUCCUUGCAAAGCACUGCAAUAACGCAGCCGGCGGGAGUCUGAUCUUCUCAUACCACACCUUACUCUCCGCCCAAGAGCCUACACAGAAAUCAGUUUUUGGCACACGAGCGCGUCACCACAUGCUCGAGAUCUACGCCGUGCUCGCGGAUGAGUCUAUCGCCAAAGGACGGGUGCAAUGGGCAGCGCAGGUCAAAUCCGAGAUCCAAGAACAAGACCCGGAUAAUGUCUUGGAGGGCUCAUACAUUUCCCUCGGUUCUCAUGAAGAUGCGGAUUUGAAGAAGGUUUACGGUCAUCACUAUGAGACGCUUGCUGCCCUGAAGAGGAAAUAUGAUUCUAAGAAUGUGUUUAAACACAGUAUCCCACGGCUGCUGGUGUCUGGGGAUGGGAAGGAGGUUAUAGAGGCCUGA